AUGAUGAAUAAGUCUUUGAGGCCAUUCACCCUAAUCGUCCCAGGCGGCCUUACGCCCGCCUCCAUCUACGACCCGCUCGUCGAGGAGGUAACAAAGAGGGGCCACAACAUCCGCGCCGUACCGCUGCCAAGCGUGCGGCUGCCCUCAGAGGCCGGGCCCGUCAGGGAACCGCCCACCAUGUACGAGGACGCCGCGCACAUCGCCAAGGAGAUCGAGGCCCUUGCCGACGCCGGCAGGGACGUCAUCGUUGUCUCGCAGUCAUACGGUGGCGUGCCCGCCACCGAGAGUGAACACGGCUGGAUAUUUUGCACGGACCCCAUCCAGGCCGCCAGCCUCACAAUAGGGGAGGAGCUGCCGGAGGAAGGCCAGCGCCUGGCUAGCAGCCUGGCGUACCAUUCCUCCACUAGCUUCACCAACCCACUGACGUACGCUGGCUACAAAGACGUUGCUGCUUCUUACCUGUUCUGCGAGAAGGAUAUCCUCAUCCCGCCUGAAAGCCAGACUGAUAUGAUAGAGCUGAUCGAGCGCGAGAGUGGGAAUAAGGUCGAUGUCAUGAGGGUCCAGGCUGGCCACGCCCCUAACAUCACGGCAUUUGGGGAGGUCGUGGAUUGGAUUGUGCUCAUGGCGGAGAAGGCUAUGGCUGACAGUGCUAGUGAGAGCUGA
Diaporthe amygdali is the source of this 663-nucleotide messenger RNA. RefSeq lists its product as uncharacterized. The coding region runs from base 1 to 663 and encodes 220 amino acids. The transcript has 2 exons. Lineage: Eukaryota; Fungi; Ascomycota; Sordariomycetes; Diaporthales; Diaporthaceae. The record is from RefSeq and is a predicted model, not a curated record.